Molecule: messenger RNA, 456 nt
Organism: Arachis ipaensis
Lineage: Eukaryota; Viridiplantae; Streptophyta; Magnoliopsida; Fabales; Fabaceae
Source: RefSeq, a predicted model, not a curated record
AUGCAUGGAGAACUUUGCAAGGAGUCUAAAGACAUGCAAAAUUUCAAGGAGGAGGUGAGAUCCAAUAUGCAAAACCAAGAUGCUGCCAUCCAGAAACUUGAAGCACAGAUUAGAUAUCUGUGCAAACAAGCCCCUAGCCAUAACCCUUGUAGUGCCACCAAGACAAACUCAAGGGAGGAAUGCAAGGCUAUUACACUCUGGAGUGGAAAGGAAUUGAAAGAGACUUCAAAGGAAACUCAAGAGAGGGAAGUAGAUGAAAGGCUAAGUGACAAGGAAGAAGCACGAACACAUGCUCCCAAUCCACCAGAAGAAAAAGAAAUCCUAAGGUCGUAUAUUCCAAAAGCACCUUAUCCUCAACGAUUAAUGAAGAAUGAAAAGGACAACCAAUUCUCUAGAUUCUUGGAGGUUUUCAAGAGACUACAGAUCAAUAUUCCCUUUGUUGAAGCAUUAGAGUAA